UGCCCUUGGCCGGCAGUUGAUAACUUCACAAGGAAGCGACACAAGCUAGCAGAAGCACUGAAGCUCCCUCAUCCAUGGCCAUCUAGAUCUAGGCGAAAGCCCCUGCCUUAGUGCCUUGUGCCCCCAAAGCUCUGAUUUGCAUACGUUGCAUAGAAGAAAAGGCACAAGCAAAAAGCAGUUGAUCUGAACUCCAGAAAACACUGAUCCCGAUACGUUGCAUCGGAGGAAAGGAGGGCAGCAUUUGGAGAUGGCACAAGCAGAAGCACCAUAUCUGAGCUCAAGCUACUCAAGACCGACCACUCCUGAGUUGUAAAUUGUAAUAACUAAAGGACGCUAUUUAUUCUUCUGUGGUUUACGCUGUGGAACAACGAACAAGAAGGCUGUAAGGGUCUGUCCGCAAAGAAGCAUUUCAGGAACUCAAAGGGCUACAGCUAGUACACUUGUUUUCACAGGAAAUUUGGGCACUUACAAAAAGUGGUCGGUAUGGAAGCUGCUGUAUUGUCUGCUGCAGUAUCUGGAGUAUUGAAGAUCGUCGGCAACAAGUUAGCUCCACUACUAGUCAAAGAGUACAGCUCUAUAGUAGGUGUGAACAAAGAUCUCCAGAAACUCCAUGCUCAAGUUGUGGAGAUCAACAAUUGGUUGGAAAACAAAGGAGAUAAAGUUACACGAAAUAAUCCAUCAUCUAGUUGGCUCAAAGAGUGGAAAGAUAUAGCUUACGCUGUUGAUGAUGUUGUCGAUGAGUUUCAGCUGGAGACUGAGAAGCACGAAGUUUGUGGUGAUGGUGGUAUUGUGUACAAAUAUACGUACAAAAACCCAGAAUCAAUUAUAAUUCAAUGCAAGGCAGCCAGCAAGGUCAAGAAAAUCAAGAAGAGACUUGCUGAAUUUGUGAAGCAAAGAACUGACUUCAGUGCAAUAACAAAUAGUUUACUUGCUAGUAAUUCUGUUCCGUGUACAGGCAAGAAAACUGGGGCUAAGCUAUCAUUGCCAAACGUUGAUGAGGCAUCGGUACUCGGAAGAGACCAAGAGAAGCACCAGAUAAUAUCUAAGUUGAUAGAGGCUAAUGACCAACAGAAAAUCAAGAUAGUUUCUGUCAUUGGACUUGGCGGGUCUGGGAAAACUACCUUGGCUCAACUGGUUUUCAAUGAUGGUAACGAUAUAGAGAAGCAUUUUAAAGUUAGACGAUGGGUUCAUGUGUCGCAAGAAUUUGAUGUUGAAGAGCUCAUCAAGAAGCUGUUUGAAGCUAUUAGUGGUGAAAAAUCUGAACACUGUCCCGUGCAGAAAAUGAGCGAAAAAAUAUCAGAAGAGUUGUCCAAAAAGAGGUUUCUGCUUGUAUUGGAUGAUGUUUGGACCGAGGACCGAUUUCAGUGGGAAGAAUUCAUGGUACAUCUAAAGAGGGGCGCACCUGGAAGCGCGAUUUUACUCACUACCCGCAAUAGAAAAGUUGCGGAAACAGUGGGAUCCACAUACCAAUUAGACUUGCCAUUCUUAUCUGAGGAUGACAGCUGGAAACUGUUCCAAAAAAGCUUAGUAGUGCCUGCAAAAGGUUUAGAGGUUGGAUUUGUAGAGGUUGGAACAAAGAUCGUGAAAAAAUGUGGUGGGGUGCCAUUAGCAAUUAAGGCUCUUGCAGGUGUCCUCCAUGGCAAGGAACGGAUAGAACAGUGGCAGGCCGUGAGAGACAACAAUUUAUUAGAUGUUGAGGGUCAAGAAGGUAGAGUAUCUACGUGCUUGAGGUUGAGUUAUCUCAAUUUGCCAUCACAUUUGAAGCAGUGCUUCACAAUAUGUUCAUUGUUUCCUAAAGGUUACCAGAUUGAAAAAGAACAACUGAUUGACCUAUGGAUUGCUCAUGAUAUGAUCACGCCAGUGGAUGAUGGUGUUGAUUAUUUGGAAGGCUAUGAGUGCUUUAAUUCUCUUGUGCAAAUGGCUUUUCUGCAAGAUGUGCAUGAAAGCUAUAAUGGGAGAGUGAGAUGCACGAUGCAUGAUUUGGUUCAUGAUCUUGCCCGAUCUAUCAUGGAUGAUGAAAUUUCACUUGAUGUGCCAAAGCAGCCAGCCAGUUCUACAAAGAACUGUAGAUACUUCUCUUUAACUGAAUGGCCAAGAAAUUAUCUGCCCAAAAAUCAUUUUGAAAAAGCACGUGCUGUAUAUGUUGAUCGGGGAGAUGACCUAAUAUUUGGCAAGGCAUUGAAGAAUGCAAGACACUUGCGCAGUGUGGACUUUAUGUGGACAAAAGCAGUACCCAUUGCCAUAUUUCAGCUAAAAAAUUUGAAAUAUCUUAAUAUGUCAGGACUAGGAUGCUCUGCACUUCCAGAGGUUAUUUCAAAUGUUUGGAGCCUGCAAGCGCUUCAUGUACCAGAUAGUGAUAUUGUCAGUUUGCCUGAAUCCAUAGGUAGGCUGCAGAAGUUAAGGAUACUAAACUUGUCAGGGUGUGGAAGCCUAGAGAGUUUACCUGAUUCUAUUGGUGAUUGCCACAUGAUUUCAAGCAUUGCUCUUCGGAAUUGCACAAGCCUUACAGUGUUGCCAAACUCUAUCGGCAGAAAUAAAAGGCUAAGAGUGUUGAGACUAGGUAACACCAAAAUUGAGAGGCUACCAUCAAGUAUCACAACACUAGAAAAUCUAGAGUGUUUGGACCUUUGCUAUUGUUACAAGCUGGUAGAGCUGCCUGAAUGCUUCGGUAACUUGAAGAAGCUUGAAGUUUUGAACCUAGAAGGAUGUAGAAGUUUGAGAGCCAUGCCGGUAGGCAUCGGACAGCUCCCUCGACUACAAACUAGUAUGAGUUUAUUUGUUGCGGGUGAGGGUGAAAAAUCUGCACGAAUCUCAGAACUUGGAAAUGCAGCUUGGAUUAGUGGGAACCUAACUAUCAGAGGUGUUGAAAAUGUGACAGAUCCAGAUGAUGCACAACAGGCAUGCUUGAAACAAAAGACAAACUUACAGUGCUUGGACCUAGAGUGGGAGUGCGAGAGGGAAAACGACUUGGACAAUGUGAACGCUGAAUUGGAGCAGGCUGUACUUGAUGGUCUGGAACCUCCAUCAGGGAUUAAAAGACUAGACAUUCGUGGGUGUGCAGGUGGGCAAUACGCACGGUGGAUGCUGAAGCAAGCUGGUGGUGGAGCACAGGGGCCUCCUCAAUUCACAUGUUUGACGGUGAUGAGGCUAUCAUGGUUAGUAAACAUAAAGCAUCUGGAGGGGCUUGUGGAGUUGCCUUGUUUGGAGGAGCUUGAGCUGCGAUAUAUGCGCUCUCUUGAGAGCAUAAGCGGAGGCCCAUUUCCUUCGCUGGUGAAGUUAAGUAUGUGGGGACUGGAUCGCCUGAGAGAGGUGUGGAUGGUAACAGAGAGGAUGACCUUGGCUGGUGGGGAGGAGGGAGGAGGCUGCAGCAACCACUUGGGACGAUUGCAAAUUGGUAGUCGUCUAUCACAUUUAAGCAUAUGGCAGUGCCCUGAAUUGAUAGUGAAGCCAUACUUGCCGUCUUCACUGGAGUACUUGAAGUUGUACCGUAGCAACGAACAACAGCUAUCGUUAGGCCAAGGGUCCUCUUGUUCCUCCAGUUUUCAACCCUGUUUUAGUUUUAGCCACCUGAAGGAGCUUGGGCUAGGGAACUUGACAAAACUAUCAUCAGCAUCGCCAUCAAAAUUAGGAUCUGGACAUGGGUGGGACCUGCUGCAACACAUGAUGGCACUUGAGUCCUUGAAUAUUAUCGAUUGUGAUGGCCUAACAGAGCUGCCAGAGAGCAUGCGGAGCCUCACGUCCCUCCAAUCUCUGAGGAUUCAGAGAUGCUAUAAUCUUUUCAUACUGCCCGAGUGGAUAGGGGAACUCCGGUCGCUGCAGGAGAUGAAUAUCUUGGAUUGCCAUAGCCUGAGCAGUCUUCCCCAAUCAAUGGGUCAUCUCACCUCCCUCCGAUAUCUGAGGAUUGAGGAAUGCUCUAAACUCCGGUCACUAGGGGAACUCCGGUCCCGCUGUCGCCUGAGCAGCCUUCCCCAGUCAACGUGUCAUCUCACCUCCCUCCAGGAGCUCCGAAUAGAACGCUGUGAUGCACUUCACCAGUUGCCAGAAUGGCUGGGUGAGCUCCGCUCUCUACGCGAAUUCCGCAUUGACCAUUUGCCAGGCCUGACUUGCCUUCCCCUGUCCAUGUGCCUCCUCACCUCCCUUGAAAAGCUUCAAAUAAUUAACUGCGAUGCACUUCACCAAUUGCCCGAAUGGCUGGGUGAGCUCCGCUCUCUACGCGAAUUUUGGAUUAGCGAAUUGCCAGGCCUGACUUGCCUUCCCCAAUCCAUGUGCCGCCUCACCUCCCUUGAAGAGCUUUACAUGGAGACCUGCGCUGGCAUCAAAUCAUUGCCAGAAUCCCUCGGGGAGCUCCGCUCUCUACGCGUAUUCGGGAUUUGGGGUUUGCCGGGCUUGACUUGCCUUCCCCAAUCCAUGUGCCGCCUCACCUCCCUUGAACAGCUUCGCAUCUUGAACUGCCCUGGCAUCAAAUCCUUGCCGGAGUGGAUAAAAGGCCUCACCGCUCUGCGAUCCUUGAUCAUCCAUGACUGCCCUGAUCUGGCGAGGCGCUGCGAGAGAGGAAAGGGAGAGGACUGGCACCUCAUCUCCCACAUCCCUUUUAUAUGGAUUCGGUAAGCAAUCCUUGUGGAUCCUUAACUGCCCUGAUCUGGCGAGGCGCUGCGAGAGAGGAAAGGGAGAGGACUGGCACCUUAUCUCCCACAUCCCUGAUCUGCAGAUCUUAAGACACGGGCCCCCGCCAAUUUUAUCUGGCAAUUUUAUUUGGACUGAUUGAUGCUGACAAUUUUGAGGUAAUAUACAUUCGUAAAGGGGCAUGCUGCCAACGCCAUUUUUGUUAUUUGUUAAGCCCGCCUAUCAACAACGUCAACUGCUUGCUAGCAAACGAAGCACAUUUCAAGCUAUCUGACUAUCAGAAGAAAUGGAAAAUCAAUCAAAAGGAAGAAAGUUCAUAUGGUGAACGCUUGUACCUGAUGCUGUGUGCUAUGAGAUGUUAUUCAGGUGUUGUUUGUUAGGUGCAUGCUUAGAGCUGAAAAUUCAAUCUACAAUCUAUUAAGUGUUGUCCGCCAGGUUCAGGCAUUCAUGCUCAUUGCAAAUGUCUGGGCUGUCAAGAGGCAGAUAGUAGAUAUCAAGUUGACAGAUCAAGGGAGCAAAACUUCGGAGUUGUAGCAUCCUCGAGCUCUGUGUUUCCAUGAAGAAAAUGCACUACCGCUCACUACUUGUCAUCCUGGUUUUACCAAAGCGAGCCGCUGAAAAUUUUCUUCACCACCUGAUACCACGAAGAAAACUGCUGAAAUUGCCCUGUUAUAUUCGGUGGACCAUUGGAAUGUAUCAAGUACACAACCCUAUCUUACCAGAUUCAACUCAUUCCUUGGAUUCUACUUUUCAAAACAAUGUUUAUCACUGAUUUCAGAACAACCACGAAAUGAUACAUCAUAGUUACCUUC
This is a messenger RNA of Phragmites australis (common reed), 5435 nucleotides long. RefSeq names its product disease resistance protein RGA2-like. Gene Ontology annotation, biological process: defense response to fungus. Gene Ontology annotation, molecular function: ADP binding. The coding region runs from base 484 to 4608 and encodes 1374 amino acids. The record is from RefSeq and is a predicted model, not a curated record. Lineage: Eukaryota; Viridiplantae; Streptophyta; Magnoliopsida; Poales; Poaceae. The transcript has 7 exons.